AUGGACUCAGUUAACCAACCAACCCCUCACGAAACUCACGUGUGCGUAGCCACUAAUUCACGAUCUAUGCGUAGAGAAGUGAACAGUAAUCCCCUCUGCCCCUCAAAAUGAUAUAUUGAAUAGAAGACCCUUCACUCCACUUCAAACCUACACCCAAUACCCAACUCCCAAUCCUCAGUCGCCUAAACCAAAACUCCAAAUCAAACCCAGCCACCACCCCCCAAUUUAAAAACCAAAGAGAAAAGACUAAACAAAAAAAAAGUCCGACCAACUCUACCACCCAAAACGCACCCUAAUCAACUACCCCACCGACCCCACCGACCACACGAACCACCGACAUCCUCUUUACCUACACCUCUCAACCUACACCCACCAAGGAAGCCGCACGCAACGCGCUUCUCUCCGAGGGAUAUCUAAAAGAUGAUUUUGAUGUGUAUGAAGAGUAUACUGCCCCCAAAAAGGUAGAGAUGGAAGGGGUGGGGGAGGAAAAGGAGUGGAAACAUGGAAAUGGGGUGUUGGUGUUUGCGAAGGCGCGAGUUUGA
Hymenoscyphus albidus is the source of this 542-nucleotide messenger RNA. The record is from the annotation of a GenBank genome assembly. Lineage: Eukaryota; Fungi; Ascomycota; Leotiomycetes; Helotiales; Helotiaceae.